This is a messenger RNA of Alternaria incomplexa, 621 nucleotides long. RefSeq lists its product as uncharacterized. NCBI's taxonomy places the organism in Eukaryota, Fungi, Ascomycota, Dothideomycetes, Pleosporales, Pleosporaceae. The transcript has 2 exons. Bases 1 to 621 code for a protein of 206 amino acids. The record is from RefSeq and is a predicted model, not a curated record.
AUGAGCUUCCUACGACCCAUGUCAAUGCUGCGCUCGGCAGCACUACGGCCCGCAGCCCUCUCGGCGGCUCCCCGUGCCCGCGUCCAAGUUCGUUUCGCGACAUCAGAUUACGGCUCUGGUAAGGGCAACCCAGCUGGAGAGAAGCCCGAGAAGCAGGGCGCCAACCCCAGCGAGAACCUCGAGCACCCCGGCCCCGCACCUCCCAAGGUCGCCCAGGGCAAAUCUUCGUCGUCGCCGAACAAGGACAGCAACGCCAGCCAGAAUGACUCUCCCAAGCCUACAUCCGAGUCACCGGCUCCUAAGAGCUCUUCUGGCAAGCGCGAGUUCUCGACAUCGGCCCGCCAGAUGAAGGACAACAAAGAGCCAGCCGUCAAGCAGGGCCAAGACAACAAGCCCUCGCCCAACGAAGUCAAAGGUGCGAAACCCAAAAUACUCAACGAAAACCCGCCGGCUUCUGAAGAGCAGAGCGAGGACGUCAAGCAACACAACAAGGACAUGGAUAACAGGGCGGAACAGGCGCAUGAGAAGGUCAGCAACGAAGAGGCAGAGAAGGACAAAGUCCCCGGCGGCUUCUGGAAAGGCGAAGGUGGACGAAGCGGCUCCGAAGGCGUACGAGGAUAA